Naegleria fowleri is the source of this 837-nucleotide messenger RNA. RefSeq lists its product as uncharacterized. The record is from RefSeq and is a predicted model, not a curated record. Bases 1 to 837 code for a protein of 278 amino acids. The transcript is spliced from 2 exons. Lineage: Eukaryota; Heterolobosea; Eutetramitea; Acrasida; Naegleriidae.
AUGGGAGGAAAUUCAUCCAAGGAAUCUGGUACUCCUUCCAUUGCUGCAAACAUGCCUCUUCAGGCUGAUAUCUCUUCAUUCAAACUCAGCAUCAUCAAAACCAAUACAAGUUCAGAACUCACCAUCGGAAACAGACGAAUGAUUGUUUUGGAUUGUCCCGAGAAUAAAUAUGAAUUUACAGAAGAAUCGGGUAAUAUUCAUAGGAUUCAUCAUUUAAUAUUCACAGGAGGUGAUGAUGAGAAGAGAGAGAGUUUGUCCAAAGUAUUAUCUACUUUGAAUGAGUUACAAUUCUUUCAGAUGCAAAACAAAGCUGGAAAGUCGUUCAACACAAGAGGAUCGGAUGCAGGAACAACCAUAACACUCCAUCACGACAGAAAACGAUGGGAAGUGAAACUGACAGAACAAUCGGUACUUAAAAACAAGACUCAUGAACAAAACUUUAAACAAAUUGAAGAAAAAGCAGAAAGAUGGUUUUCGAGCGAAGCGGCAAAACAUACACAAUUCCGCUCUGUAAUUGUAGUUUUUUCGGAGGCUCUUGUGAAAUACUUUAUUGAUGAACUUGACAGUGGUUUGCAAUUAAUGUACUCUCUUCCAGGAGAUACAAAAACCUACAAGGCUUGUAUUCUUACAUCUUCAACCAAUAUUCAGGAGACAAAAGUUGAGCAACUAUCACUUCCGUCUGGAGAAAUGAGUUUAUGUGUAGGAAAAUAUUCAAUGGUGUCAUUUGGAGGUACGGAGGGAGGUUUAAAGUGUCCACAAACAAUCAAAUUAGCUGGAAGUAUUUUAAGAUUGGACAUUUCUGGUGAUAAAACCUCACUGGUAGUGACACAAAAUUAG